AUGGAUACCUAUUCUGGAGUUGUGACCGAGCUCAAGAAGUUUGAAAGUCAUCAGGAAUUCUGUUUGAUAAUUGUGGGGUACACUUUCAAGACUUCAUUGAUCUAUUGUGGCAUCUACAAUUCUCUCAGUGGGUGGUGGACCAACCCUUCUCCGCCAUGGUACAAGGUCAACGUCGAUGGAGCAAUUUUUGAGGCCCAACAUGCAACGAGUGUGGGGGUCAUCUUCAGAGACCAUGGUGGCCUGGUAGUAGCAGCCUUGAGCAAGAAGGUGUUCUGCCCUUUGGGUCCUUUAGAAGCUGAGGCUAAAGCUCUGGAGGAAGCUGUGGACUUCGCUUGGGAUGUUGGUAUAAGGGAUGCUCAUUUUGAAUGUGAUUCAAAAAUGAUCGUAGAUGCUGUGCUCUGUACUAUCUGUCCUCAAGCAUCCAUCUAUAACAUCAUUACAUGCAUUGGUCAGAAGGUACAGGCAUUCAGGUCUUUCCAGUUUUCACACAUUAAGCGAACAGGGAACCGGCCAGCUCACAUAUUGGCUCAACAUGCCAAGAAUAUUGACAAUUAUGUAACUUGGAUAGAGGAAAAUCCAGACUUUAUUGAGUCCGCUUUGACUCAAGAUGUACUGCUUUUAUCUUCUUCUUAA
Messenger RNA from Quercus robur (English oak), 633 nucleotides. RefSeq lists its product as uncharacterized. NCBI's taxonomy places the organism in Eukaryota, Viridiplantae, Streptophyta, Magnoliopsida, Fagales, Fagaceae. Gene Ontology annotation, molecular function: RNA-DNA hybrid ribonuclease activity; nucleic acid binding. The transcript has 2 exons. The record is from RefSeq and is a predicted model, not a curated record. Bases 1 to 633 code for a protein of 210 amino acids.